Ramularia collo-cygni is the source of this 303-nucleotide messenger RNA. RefSeq lists its product as uncharacterized. The record is from RefSeq and is a predicted model, not a curated record. The coding region runs from base 1 to 303 and encodes 100 amino acids. The transcript has a single exon. NCBI's taxonomy places the organism in Eukaryota, Fungi, Ascomycota, Dothideomycetes, Mycosphaerellales, Mycosphaerellaceae.
AUGGACAUGCUCGUGGCGAAGGACAACAAUCCAGGCGUGUUUCGGUUCAGACGUGUKCGUGGCGAAGGACAACGAUCUAGGCGUGUUCCGGUUCGACGACAUGUUCGUGGCGAAGGACAACGAUCCAGGCGUGUUCCGAUUCAAGGACGUGUUCUUGGCGAAAGACAACAAUCCAGGCGUGUUCCGAUUCAUGGACGUGUUCGUGGUAAAGGACAACAAUCCAGGCGUGUUCCGAUUCAAGGACAUGUUCGUGGCGAAGGACAACGAUCUAGGCGUGUUCCGAUUCAAAGACAAGCCGUAUGA